AUGGAUGAUGAUAUUGCAUCCCUGUGCUCAAACCUUCGAAUUUCAGAAGAGGAGAAUACUGCAAUUGACUUUGGUGACAUAAACCCUAGCAAUGAGGAGAAAAAUCUAUCUCUUAUGCUUAUUGGUAAACUCCUAACACGAAGAUCUUACAAUGUUGAUGCCUUUAAGAAUACUAUGACGAAUUACUGGGCUCCUUCGAAUGGUGUGGCUAUUAGGGUUCUUGGCCCUAAUUUAUACGCUUUUCAAUUUUUCCAUUGGAAGGACUUGGAGAAGGUUCUAAAAGGGAGACUGUGGUGCUUUGACAACAUGCUCGUAGUGCUGAAAGAAAUCGAUGGAAACGAACAGCCGGAUGAGGUAAUUCUUAAUCAAAGUCCUUUUUGGGUUCGAAUAAAAAACCUUCCUUUCAAUUGUAGAACUGAUGCUCAUGUGAGGAAACUUGUGGAGGGGAUGGGUGAAAUUCUUGAAUUGGAGGAGGAUUCUUUGGGGGUUGGUCGCUUUCGUAGAGUGAAAAUAAUGCUAGAUGUCACUCGGCCAUUGAGGCGAUUCCAGAAAAUUAAUGAUCGAAGGGUACUGACCUUCGAGUUGAUUUUGCUUAUGAACGUCUGCCCUUCUUUUGCUUUGCUUGUGGUAUAA
Messenger RNA from Chenopodium quinoa (quinoa), 633 nucleotides. RefSeq lists its product as uncharacterized. The coding region runs from base 1 to 633 and encodes 210 amino acids. NCBI's taxonomy places the organism in Eukaryota, Viridiplantae, Streptophyta, Magnoliopsida, Caryophyllales, Amaranthaceae. The record is from RefSeq and is a predicted model, not a curated record. The transcript has a single exon.